Oncorhynchus nerka (sockeye salmon) is the source of this 2114-nucleotide messenger RNA. RefSeq names its product heparan-sulfate 6-O-sulfotransferase 1-B-like. The coding region runs from base 358 to 1587 and encodes 409 amino acids. The transcript has 2 exons. Lineage: Eukaryota; Metazoa; Chordata; Actinopteri; Salmoniformes; Salmonidae. Gene Ontology annotation, molecular function: heparan sulfate 6-sulfotransferase activity. The record is from RefSeq and is a predicted model, not a curated record. Gene Ontology annotation, cellular component: membrane.
UGUGUGUUGAGAAGUGGGUGUCGCUGUGCAUGCUGGUCCAAGAGGAACAGAAACACGGUGCAGAGAGGGAAGACACCUCGAACGCUGCUUACUUUGUUAAAUGCGAGCCGAGAGUGCUGUGACUAUUGGUGUAGGGUUCAAAGUCGAUUGUAAUCUGCAGUUUUGGAUUUUUGCCAACUGCAGUUUUUGAGUUUUGCUAGGUGAAAGCGGGAGCAAUACAAUGUAUCCAUGCCCGACCUCUCAUUGCUUCGCGGUCCUCUGACGAGCUCAAACCCACUGUCUAUGGAGGGACAUACGAAAAGCGCAACGCUCAGGUACCAAGUACCCCCAUUUCGGUUAUCUGGGAGAUGGUAACAAAUGAACGGCACUGGAGGGAACAUGGUUGAGAGGACCAGCACAUUUUUGUUGAUCGUCGUCGGAUCCGUCUUCUUCAUGCUGAUUCUAUAUCAGUACGUGGCUCCUGGGGUGAUGAACUUCGGGUCUCCGCAGGGGUACCUCGCCGAGGACAACAUGGAUAUUUUCCCCACUCCGGAUCCCCAUUAUGUGAAAAAGUACUACUUCCCUGUCAGGGACUUGGAACGCACCGUUGAUUUCGAGAUCAAGGGUGAAGAUGUGAUCGUGUUUCUUCACAUACAGAAAACUGGCGGAACCACUUUUGGCAGGCAUCUGGUGCAAAAUGUUAGACUAGAAGUCCCGUGUGAUUGCAGACCAGGGCAGAAAAAGUGUACAUGCUACCGUCCCAACAGAAAGGAGACCUGGCUGUUUUCGAGGUUCUCCACUGGCUGGAGUUGCGGGUUACAUGCGGAUUGGACCGAACUCACAAACUGCGUUCCUGGAGUGCUCAACAAGAGAGAAAAUAAAUCUAAAAAACUAAGGAAGUUCUACUACAUCACCCUGCUGAGGGACCCUGUGUCACGCUACCUGAGUGAGUGGCGCCACGUGCAGCGCGGCGCCACCUGGAAGACGUCCCUCCACAUGUGCGACGGGCGCACACCUACGCCCGAGGAGCUGCCGCCCUGCUACGAGGGUACGGACUGGUCCGGCUGCACCCUGCAACAGUUCAUGGACUGCCCCUACAACCUGGCCAACAACCGGCAGGUGCGCAUGCUCGCCGACCUCAGCCUGGUGGGCUGCUACAACCUCUCCACGGUGCCCGAUAAGCGGCGCUCGCAACUUCUCCUCGAGUCGGCCAAGAAGAACCUGCGCGACAUGGCCUUCUUCGGUCUGACGGAGUAUCAGCGCAAGACGCAGUUCCUGUUCGAGCGCACCUUCCGACUGCGCUUCAUCCGGCCUUUUGUGCAGUACAACAGCACGCGGGCGGCCGGAGUGGACUUGGACAACGACACGGUGGCGCGCAUCGAGGAGCUCAACGACCUGGACAUGCAGCUGUACGACUACGCCCGCGACCUCUUCCAGCAGCGCUACCAGUACACUCGGCAGCUGGAGAGACGGGCGCACCGCUUGGCACUUCGGAGUCAUGGGCUGGACCCCCGUGAUUUACUCAGAGAGGAGGGUGGUGUGGGGGGCGAGGGGACAGCCAGGCUGCCCACAGAGGACUACAUGAACCACAUAAUUAACAGGUGGUAGCCCCUAUCCCAUCCCACCCCAACCACCCACUUUCCUGAUCUCCCCAUUGUCUGGUAUGGUGAGAUUGCAUCAGAGUGAAUGUUUAGGAAAGGUGAAAUUUGGCACUUAUGGCUCGAGAGGAAGAAAGUUGCAGAGGAUUGGGUGCUGCAGUGGCUUAACUACAGACUUUGCAUGAUGCGAGCUGUGGGUUGCGAACCAGAUGAUAUCAAUUCCCGCUACUGGAUUACAUAUUCCUUCUGGUCUUCUUGGACUAUGUGGAGAGGUCAGAUCUUUGAUUGGGAGCCCAUGAUAAACCUGAGUCACGGGGCUUUGUGAUUGGAAGCCCAUGAUAAACCUGAGUCACGGGGCUUUGUGAUUGGAAGCCCAUGAUAAACCUGAGUCACGGGGCUUUGUGAUUGGAAGCCCAUGAUAAACCUGAGUCAUGGGGGUUUGUGAUUGGAUGCCCAUGAUAAACCGGAGUCAUGGAGGUUUGUGAUUGGAAGCCCAUGAUAAACCGGAGUCAUGGGGGUUUGUGAUUGGAAGCCCAU